AUGCCAGCCUCUGACAUGAGCAACGAGGAUUACAAUGAGCGUUCAGCUCUUCGGACAGAGACUCUACGUCGCUUAAAGUCUCAGUUAGAAGAAAAUCUUCCCGACGAACAAGUCACGUCGUCAUUUUGGGCAUUCUGCCAGGUGGCUGAUAUCACUAAACUGGACAACUUGGCGACUAGCCUAAGCAACCCUGGGAUGCAGGGGGCAGCAGGAUUUAUCAUAAAUGGUUGCCAGGACGCUAUUGCAAGAUGGCUCCUAAGCUUGAGUAUCCGAGUGGACAAACCCGACGAAAAGACUCUAGUACUUGAAUUCCAUUGGCAAAGGGAGAUGGAAUGGGAGGGAAAUGUGGAUCUAAUGAACGAGCCCAAAUCUAGUCGGGGCCUCGAUUCAUAUAAAAACGGAGGACCUUUACUUAGGAUUCCAUCGGGGGUCAAGGGACAAUCCAAGAUAAUCAGAUCUGGUGAUUCUAUCACUAUGACCACCCCUGACCCAGAAAAACUCCCAUUGCCGACUUGGGAUUUGCUGGAAAUGCAGUGGUAUCUUCAAAGGGUUGCGGCAAUGAGUGGAGUUGCUGGAGAUGAUGAGGGUUUCUACCACGACGAGGACAACGUUGAGAUCUGGUUACGCGAUGUCCCUGAUGGAAGUGCCGUGGAUGAUCUCAAACUGUGA
Talaromyces amestolkiae is the source of this 669-nucleotide messenger RNA. RefSeq lists its product as uncharacterized. The record is from RefSeq and is a predicted model, not a curated record. The coding region runs from base 1 to 669 and encodes 222 amino acids. Lineage: Eukaryota; Fungi; Ascomycota; Eurotiomycetes; Eurotiales; Trichocomaceae. The transcript has 3 exons.